ACCACGUGAUUAACAUAUAAACAUUUGAUUAUAUAUGGUGGUAUAUGGGAUCUACCUAAGCACACAUAAACAAAACGCUGAAAAGAGAUAAAAGAAACAAGAAUGGAAGUAGCCCAAAUACUGCACAUGAAUGGAGGUGUUGGAGAUGCAAGCUAUGCAAACAACUCCUUAUUUCAGCGGAAAGUGAUUUCUUUGACAAAGUCCAUUAGAGAUGAAGCCAUAAUAAGUCUCUAUCGCAAUACACUCUCUAGAAGCUUGAGGAUUGCAGAUUUGGGUUGCUCUUCUGGACCAAAUGCUUUGUUGGCGGUGUCAGAAAUUAUCAUUGCCGUGGAAAUGUUUUGUCGGAAAUUUAAUCAUAAAUCUCCCGAAUACAAUGUAUUUUUGAACGAUUUACCCGGAAACGAUUUCAAUAAUUUAUUUAAGUCCCUCGAAAGUUUCAAAGCUAAGCUAUGUGAUGAAUUUGAAACUGAAAUGGGUUUAUCCUACUUUUAUGGAGUUCCAGGUUCUUUUUAUGGCAAGAUAUUUUCUAAUCAAAGCAUGCAUUUUGUUCAUUCCUCUUGUAGCCUUCAUUGGUUAUCUAAGGUCCCAAACGGUGUAGACAAUAAUAAGAGCAACAUUUACAUAGCUAGCACAAGCCCAUCAAAUGUCUAUAGGGCUUACUACAAACAAUUUCAGAGAGAUUUCUCUAUUUUUCUUAAUUGUCGUGCAGAGGAACUAGUUGAAGGAGGUCGUAUGGUUCUAACACUAUUAGGAAGAAAAAGCGAUGAUCCAUCUAGCAAAGAGUGUUGUUAUAUUUUAGAACUUCUAGCUAUGGUUCUUAAUGAUAUGGUUUUGCAGGGAAUUAUAAAUGAAGAUCAACUAAAUACUUUCAACGUCCCUUGGUAUACUCCAUCUCCAUCAGAAGUGAAAUCGCAAGUUCUUCAUGAAGGAUCAUUUUCCAUUGAUCGAUUGGAGGUGUUUGAAGUGUAUUGGAAUGGUUUUAAUUUGAAUGCUAUUGAAUUUGAAAUGUGUAAAUCAGUCAAAGAUGAUGGAUACAUUGUUGCACAAAGUAUGAGGGCUUUGUUGGAACCAUUGCUAGUUAGCCACUUUGGUGAAGCCAUUAUCGAAGAGGUUUUUAAUCGCUACCAAGAAAUCUUAAUUGAUCGAAUGUCGAAGGAUAUAUCAAAGUUCAUCUAUGUUACUUUAUCAUUGACUAGAAAACCAUAAGCAAGUACAAUUUGCAUUUUGGGUUUGUAAUUGUGGUUUCUUACAAAAUAUUUUUCAAAGUUGUCAUGGGGAUGAUUUGUUUUAUGUGUGUGGUUAGUAAUGUAAGAAGUUGCUGAGAUGGGGAUAAUUUUGGGUUCUGUAAUAUUUCCAUUUCCAUCAAGGACAAUUCUAUUCAUCCAUAGCUGAAUACUGUUAAAUAGUUUAUGGUAAGGGAUUCAACCUCUAUUUCCCAUAUUAAUAUAAAUAUUUUUCACUC
Cicer arietinum (chickpea) is the source of this 1462-nucleotide messenger RNA. RefSeq names its product S-adenosyl-L-methionine:benzoic acid/salicylic acid carboxyl methyltransferase 3-like. The record is from RefSeq and is a predicted model, not a curated record. NCBI's taxonomy places the organism in Eukaryota, Viridiplantae, Streptophyta, Magnoliopsida, Fabales, Fabaceae. Gene Ontology annotation, molecular function: methyltransferase activity.